UUUUCUGCGCUAUUCUCUGUGUCACUUCCCUCCAUAUUUUCUGCAGCAGCUAUCGAACCAGCAGAAAUCCUCCGCCAUGGAAACUACAAAAUUCGAGGGCUGUUGAGCGCCAUAAAUUGUAGUAGAAAGGAAGUUCUGGUAAAAGAAAAAAUAUAUAAUGAAGAUAGUGACGUACAACAUAAACGGCUUAAGGCCUCGCAUCUCCCAGUUCGGCUCCCUGCGUAAGCUUCUCGAUUCCCUCGACGCCGAUAUCAUCUGUUUUCAGGAGACCAAGAUCUCCAAACAAGAACUAAGAGCCGAUUUAGUUAGAGCUGAUGGUUAUGAAUCUUUCUUUUCUUGCAAUCGCAACUUCGACAAAUCCCGCGCUGGUUAUUCUGGUGUUGCGACAUUUUGUCGAGUGAAGUCUGCAUUUUCGAGUGACGAGGUGGCGUUGCCAGUUGCUGCAGAGGAGGGCUUUACUGGGCUUCUUGAGAGUCCUCGAGUAACCGGACCUCAAAAAGAUGAAUGCUCUUCAGCUUUAGAAGGGCUUGAGGAGUUCUCUAGAGAUGAGCUUUUGAAAGUUGACAGUGAGGGGCGAUGUGUCAUCACUGAUCAUAGCCAUUUUGUUCUUUUCAAUGUGUAUGGGCCUCGAGCUGAUUGUGAUGAUACAGAAAGAAUUCAAUUUAAGGGCAUAUUUUUUAAGAUAAUACAGAGAAGAUGGGAAUGUCUUCUACAUCAAGGACGGCGAGUAUUUGUUGUUGGGGACCUCAACAUUGCUCCUACUGCGAUUGAUCGUUGUGAUGCUGGACCAGAUUUUGAGAAUAAUGAGUUUCGGAGGUGGUUUAGAUCUUUGUUGGUGGAAAAUGAAGGACAAUUUGUCGAUGUUUUCAGAACAAAGCAUCCUGACAGAAGAGAAGCCUACACAUGCUGGCCAACAAAUACAGGUGCUGAGGAGUUUAACUUCGGGGCAAGGAUUGACCAUAUUCUUAUUUCUGGAUCAUGCUUACAUGAAGAGUCAGGUCAGGAAGAGCAUAACUUUGUAAGUUGCCAUGUUGAGGACUGUGAGAUUUUGAUCCAAUUCAAGCGGUGGAAACCUGGAAACACACCCAGGUGGAAAGGAGGAAGAAGCAUUAAAUUGGAAGGUUCGGACCAUGUUCCUGUCUGUGUGAGUUUGGAAGAAAUCCCUAGUGUUCCACCACAUGGUGCUCCUUCAUUAUCUACUAGAUACUGCCCCCAGGUCUACGGAUGUCAGCAAACACUAGUGUCGAUGUUAACAAGGAAACAAUCGGCUGAGAGUUUUAAGAAUUCUGAAGAGUCAAGCUCAUUUUUAGAAGCUCAUGACUGCUCUGAAGGCUCAGCACGUCAGCGUUCCUGUAGCACAACUUUUUGUUUGGGUAGCAAUCUUGCAAAAGCAGGGCCUCACGUGGAAACCAGGAAGAAAGCAAGACAAAGUCAGUGGUCUCAGCUCUCACUCAAAUCAUUCUUCCAGAAAAGUUCCAGUCACAGUGAGACUUUUGCGAGAUCCACCAAUGACAUCAAGCUUAGUAGGACAGAUGUCUCUGCUUCUUUCUGUUGUUCCAACAGCUCCCCAGUACACGUUGAAGUGAGUAGCAACCCAAAGGAUUGCAUAGCAGAUGUCUCUGCAUCCAGUCCAGCAGACAAUGGGUGUGAUACAAUAGCAGACUGCCAACUUUCAGUAAAAGAAAAGUCUAAUGUUGCCUUAUUGGAGUGGCAAAGGAUACAACAGCAUAUGCAGAACAGUAUACCUCUUUGCAAGGGCCAUAAUGAACCUUGCGUUGCUCGAGUUGUGAAGAAAGCUGGCCCUAACUUGGGCCGCAGAUUUUAUGUCUGCGCUCGCGCUGAGGGGCCUGCAUCUAAUCCUGAAGCAAACUGUGGGUAUUUUAAGUGGGCUGCUUCAAAUUCCAAGCACAAACGGUGAUGUUGACUGAACUCGUGGUCAGGCUGUGUCGAGAAUGAAACCGUCUUAACAUUUGCUUAUUCUUCACUGCCUUACUGAUGAAGUUCCAAGUAUCAGGAUUCUGCUUCCCUGUAGGAUCUUGUACCAUCAUCUUUUUGAGAGAAAAAUCAACUUAGAAUUUGUCCUCUUCCAUACCGGAUCAAGAUUUCAUGUUGGUUUAUUUAUUAGUGAAGAUUGAAGUUUUAGAGUUCUUGAAUUCAAAUCUUACCAGAUUGUAUAUAGUAUUUGUGUUAUGCUACCAAGUGAUGGGGAACUGGAGAUUCAAUUGAAUCUCUUCUAUUGGUUCCAUAAAUAUGAAUCUAGACGUUUUUGGUACUCUAA
Coffea arabica (coffee) is the source of this 2278-nucleotide messenger RNA. Lineage: Eukaryota; Viridiplantae; Streptophyta; Magnoliopsida; Gentianales; Rubiaceae. The record is from RefSeq and is a predicted model, not a curated record.